ACCCUGUUAAAAUGUUGCGAGGGAUACUAUCAUAUUGGAUUUUUCCAAUAAUCUCCGGCGUAGUCUGGCUCGGCACCCUCCUCGGCCUGCUCAUCUACUGGUGCACCGACGAACACCGGCGUCAUUAUUCCUCCAUGGAAUCGCGGCAAACCAUAGCCUACAUCUCCGACGUUGGCGCCUCCACCUUGAAGCCCCUCUUCAUAGCCGGCUGUUCCGUGACCACCGUCUUCCUGGACCUCUCUUUCGGCGCCGACCGCUGGCUCCGCCACAAGGGCCGCUUGGUGCCCAACACCACCGUGACGGAAAAGGUCCUUUCGGGCAUCACCAUUGUGUUUGCCAUCAUCGGCACCUGCGGCCUGAUCCUGUUGAGCAUCUUUGACACGGCGCGAUACCCCCGGCUGCACGAUAUUUUCUUGCUGCUGUUCAUUGCCGGGUACGUCAUCAGUGCCAUCUUCAUCUGCUGGGAGUACCAGCGCCUGGGCAUGCGGUAUCGCGAGCACCGCGUUUUGCGCAUCUCGUUCUGGGUCAAGCUUGCGUUUGUCGUUGUCGAGAUCAUCCUGGCCGUCGCGUUUGCCAGUUGUAGUUACACUCAGCACUAUAACCCGGCCGCGGUGUUGGAGUGGACCAUCGCUUUCAUCUUUUCUUUCUACAUCUUUUCCUUCUGGAUCGACUUGUAUCCCGCGGUCAGGACAAAGGGGACCGGUGGGUACAGGGGAAACAAGGGCAUGAACGAGCAUAUGGAACACAGUAGGGAGGAGCAGGGGAUUGCGGGGAGUGAUAGGACGUUGAUGGGAGAGGGAUAUGCGGCUGCUCAUGGUCAUGGCCAAAGGAACAGCUACUACAGCGGUAACGGGUACAGUGGUAGCAGGCCAGGGACGGCGCCGAAUCAGCAGAGCGGGUUGAGGGGGAUGGCGCUCCCUAAUGAUUUUUAGGACAAAAGGCUAGGAUGAUGCGAUGACUGUAUUUCUUUUGAGGAAGAACAAGAAAUGGCGAUCAAAGGAGAUAAAGGAGGAUAUUGAGUAAUGCUGGAGAGUGCUGGGAUACCACAUGGUUUCGAU
Molecule: messenger RNA, 1058 nt
Organism: Neurospora tetrasperma FGSC 2508
Lineage: Eukaryota; Fungi; Ascomycota; Sordariomycetes; Sordariales; Sordariaceae
Exons: 2
Coding region: 12-932 (306 amino acids)
Cellular component (GO): plasma membrane
Source: RefSeq, a predicted model, not a curated record